Molecule: messenger RNA, 3334 nt
Organism: Trematomus bernacchii (emerald rockcod)
Lineage: Eukaryota; Metazoa; Chordata; Actinopteri; Perciformes; Nototheniidae
Product: NACHT, LRR and PYD domains-containing protein 1b allele 3-like
Exons: 11
Coding region: 770-2083 (437 amino acids)
Biological process (GO): regulation of apoptotic process
Source: RefSeq, a predicted model, not a curated record
AACGGAAGACUUUUUCUCUGUCCUACCACAGCUACGCAGAUGAUAAACACCUGACUUCUCCUUGGUCUGAUACCCAGGUUUGCACGCAUCUCUGCGUGUCUGGUGACAUCUCUCAGUGGAUGUCUGCACACCACCUGAAGCUCAAUCUAAACGAAACAGAACUGCUCUUCAUCCCUGUUAAGGACUCUCCCAUCUAUGACCUUUCUAUCAACAUCGGCACCUCUGUUGUUUCCCAGAGAAGGCAACGCAUAUUGUGGCCUAGGCUCUUUUCAUCUCACAUCGCAACUAUUGCAACUCCCUCUUGGCUGGAUAAAAAGCUUUGGAAAAAAGUUUAAGCUAAAUUAAAUGUAAUGUAAUCUAACUAUUGUGUUAGAGGCUUUAGAUUAUCCGAUUCUGAGGGGUAUUAUCGUACAAUGAGACGAGUGCAGACUAAAACAAACUACUAGUGAAAGCGGCACAAAAUGUUAAGCUAAUUGACGAUUCCAAUUUACUGUACAUCAAGUAUUAACCCAUGUUAUGCACUAUUUGCUACUUUGGAAAAAAAAAUGUAAUGCAUUUUUUUCCUAUUUUGGCAGUAAUGGAAGAUUUGGACGCAGGCUCAUUGAACUGGUCUGACGCGGGCUAGGAGCACGUUGUGGAUAUACGAAGAAAUCAGCUGAUCCACCUUGUGACCGAUGUGGAAUCAGUUUUGGAUGAGCUAUUUACCAAGGGGGUGAUUCGUCAGGAAAGUUAUGAUAAAAUCUGCACUCUCCCGACCUCGGAGGAGAAGAUGAAAGAGCUCUUGGAUGGUCAUCUAAAAUCUGAAGAAGACAAAGACAUCUUCUACGACAUUGUUGAGAAAUGGAUACCAGUAAUACAAGCACAGGGUCCAAGAUUGGAUUCGCAGUCAGAGAGUGUUGACAAACUCAGCAGUGGAGGACCUCCAAAGUUUGUCAAAGCAAGAACAACUAAAAUAAAGAUGCCGACCGUAGUUCAAGUACCUGAGGUUCACUGGAUUACACUCAAACCUGAAGUGAUCUGUGGGGAUGAUGAGGAUACUCCAAUUUACAGCCUACAGUCUGAUGCAGGUCCCUUUGAGUGUGGUGUCUCUGGACUGCGCUGGGUUUGUAAGGAAAAGGUCAGCUUGAAGUACCAGUUUGGCUCUUGGGAGGAACACAUGGAGAGGAUGGAAGCUCUGCACUUCAUUCCUGGAGGUCCCCUUCUUGACGUUACUGUCAUUGCUGGAAAGUUGGAGGAAGCGUAUCUGCCUCACUGGAUCUGCACAGAAGACAACCCUGAAGUCUUAGGCAAGUUCUCAGUCCUGCACAUAGAUACCUGUGGAGACGUCGUGGAGCCAGUGUCCGAGGUUACACCAUCCCAUGUCAAGUUGUCUCAGCCGCAUUUCUCUCCAAGAGGAGUCCUGAUGAGAGCUGGCUUUCGGAUAAAAAUCAACUGUAAAGUGUUAAUAUUCAAGACCAACCUGGCAUUCCUCACACUACAUGUGUAUCUGAUCCCUAGUGAUCCUGCUCUGCAACAGACAAUAAAAAGCAAGGAAUUAUCCAGUGGAUACAACAUGAUCAAAAAGCCAUACCCACAGAAGUCCCUGAAAAUGGGCAAAUAUUUCGCCCUCAAGGCCAACAUGGACAGUGCAGAAAUUACUCCUGAGAAUCUAAAGCUUGAAUAUGUAGGAAGUGACCCAAACUUUUUUGAAGUGUUCAUUGAAAAUCCAGACAGUAAUUUCCAGCUCGUACUCACCCAUACAUCUGGACAGGUGUGGACCUGUAUCAUUCGAAAAGAUGACUAUAAAAACACUGGUGAUAUUCAGAGGAUGUACGAAGAGGAGCUUGCCAGACUGAGGCCUGAACUUGUGCGGAACAUGUCCAGAGAACUGAUCAAUCAGCUGCUGGAUGACCUUUUAAUGGAUGGAGUGUUGAAUGACGGGGAGAAAGACUCUGUUCUUCAGGAGAACGACACCAGGGCAGACAGGGCCCGCUGCCUCAUUGACAUGGUGAAGAGGAAAGGGUGUGAAGCGAGCAGGAAGAUCAUUUGUCACAUUCAAAGCAGAGAUCCUACACUGUCUGCUGAUCUGGGUCUGCCUGUUUAACCAGGUGAACCUUACGCACAUCAAACGUGUAGUGCGCUGCGAAAUGUAAUUUUGAACAAUAAUCUGAUAACAGGUAUUCUUUUUUUAGUGUUCCUGCAGUGUUUAAGAAGAGGCGCAGAAUUUGAAAGUGUCCUUAUUAAUUCUGCAUUGAAAGCCAUAUCAAGUGAAUGACACUCUUUAUGUUUUUAUUGUUUGUAUGUCAAAUUAACACAAAGCACUUAAUCAAAGCCGUACUAAUAAUAUUCUUUCAUAUUAACAAUGGAUACAAUCAUGUAAAUACCCCCAAUUUCCAGUUAAUACUGCUUUCAAAUUUGCUGUUUAUACACUUAUAACAACCCAAAUAUUUUCAGAUCAAGGUCCCUGAAGCCAAAUCUUAACAUGAGGGUCAGAAUUAUUUUGGUUUAGGGCUACAGGAAGGGUAUCAAAGGCCAUGUUUUAUUGAGUGUAGGUAAACCUGUCAUCGAUGCUUAAAGUGUUUUCAGUUAAAAAAGCUGGUCAUCUAUAGUUAGCUUGCUACCAGCUACUACUAUUCACCAUAUGAAGCUGUUGAAUAGUAUCAUCUGUGAUUCUGAGCUUUCCAAACCUGCAUAAAUAUACCCUGGUAAUCUCCUCAGGGUAUUCUCAGGCAUGCACAUUCAUAACAUAGUUUAUAAAUGUAUAUUUUUUUACUAGUUUGCUUUUAAAACUCGGAGUGUGCAGUCUGGAACAUUUAUCACAAUGGGAAAGUACAAUGACAGAUGCUAUCAAAUUGCAUUGUGGGAAAUGUAGUUUGAAUUGAUUUUGGAGUUAGGCCUACACUCUGGAUUGAGUAAGGUUUCUUGCUCUUACCUGAACAGAGAAGUAACUCGCUACUGAUUGGUUAUGGCAAAACUGAACAAACAAAAACUCCCAACCACAAAUUGUCUCACCUUAUCGUUGAAAAAACACAAUGAUCAUCUUGAAAUGGUUUCCAAGGUUACAACAGUAUGUGCCUACCUUUCAAAGACUGAGGAAUCCAAAUCUGACCUUAACUGCCUCCCCCAAAUACCCCUGUCCAACAUGGCUAGAAUACUUUAAAAUAUAUAGCCUUUUAAAUCUAAAUAUUAGAUUCUUUGUGGUCCUGGGUAAUUGAUAAAGUAACAGGUGUUUAGCUUCUGAAUCAGAAUACCUUUAUUCGUAAGUAGUCUUUUAAAUGUAAUAGGUUAAUGAGUAAGAUUUGAAUUUACUACAUUGAUAAUUGAUGAAUACGUGAUAAAGUUUGUUAGGAUUAAA